AUGAAUUUAGAAGAAAAAAAAACAGAAAACCUCCCACCGGUCCGGAAGGUGAUUAAAGAAGAACCCAGGUUGCCAGAAAUCAAACCAGGAGGCCAAUUAGCCAGCGAAUUUAACAAAGUUCAAGACCUCGUCCUCCAUUCACACGCAAGGCAGUCUAUACUUUCUACAGGGACACUGAAAAAAAUUCAGAAUGAUAGGCAAUUUCUCAGUGAUGUGAUUUUAGAAACCAUGCAGGAGUUACAAAAUUCAGGCACUUUCAACAAUCUCCUGACAUCUCUGAGUGAAGAGAGGGCAAACAAAAUGCAUUUCUAUGAUAUCAUUGACAGGGAGGAAAAAGGAAGAAAACGAAUAAAAUCUCUUCAAAAGGAGCUUCACAAUGUCAAAAAAGAGCGAGAAGUUGAAGUACAGAGUCGGAAUGAAUAUAUUGCUCACCUCAAGGACCAGUUGCAAGAGCUGAAGGCAAAAACGAACAUGGAGAAUCGCUUUAUGAAGAGAAACACUGAGCUGCAGAUCUCUCAGACCCAGAAGAAAUGUAACAAAACAGAGGAGCUCCUGCUGGAAGAGAUUGAGAAACUAAGGCUGAAAACUGAAGAAGAAAACCAGAUUCAUAUGGAGAUUGAAAUAUUCCUUCGAAGGGAGCAGCAGAAACUUGAGGAGAAGCUAGAGUUCUGGAUGGAGAAAUACGAUAAGGACACAGAAACGAAACAGAAUGAACUGAAUGCUCUCAAAGCUGCGAAGGCCAGUGACUUAGCACACCUUCAAGAGCUUGCAAAGACGAUCAGGGAGUAUGAACAGGUCAUCAUUGAAGAUCGUAUAGAAAAGGAGAAGAACAAGAAGCAGAUAGAGCAGACUGCCUUGGAAUUAAAGAGCAUCAUAAAGCUCCAGGCCUGGUGGCGAGGCAUUAUAGUGCGGAAUGAAAUCGGUGGUUUCAGAAUGCCUAAGAGGGAGAAAGCUGAUGGCAAGGAUUCAAAAGGUAAAGGCAGAGGCAGAGGUAGACUGAGAAUGAAGAGAUAA
Molecule: messenger RNA, 1014 nt
Organism: Pipistrellus nathusii (Nathusius's pipistrelle)
Lineage: Eukaryota; Metazoa; Chordata; Mammalia; Chiroptera; Vespertilionidae
Source: the annotation of a GenBank genome assembly